Pelodiscus sinensis (Chinese soft-shelled turtle) is the source of this 2348-nucleotide messenger RNA. It is a transcript of the gene LRRC40, whose product is annotated as leucine rich repeat containing 40. The record is from RefSeq and is a predicted model, not a curated record. Gene Ontology annotation, molecular function: protein binding. NCBI's taxonomy places the organism in Eukaryota, Metazoa, Chordata, Testudines, Trionychidae. Gene Ontology annotation, cellular component: cytoplasm.
AUGCCUUCAAGAAAUAUUGGCAAUGGGAAUGCACUUGGCCUUGAAUUAAGCCUGGCGGGCCGCGACCUGAGUGACGUACCUGCGCAUGUGUGGCGAAUAAAUUUGGAUAUUCCAGAGGAAGCCCAUCAAAAUCUGUCGUUUAGUGCUGCUGAUCGCUGGUGGGAGCAAACAGAUUUGACCAAACUCAUCUUAGCCUCAAACAAACUGCAGUGUCUUUCUGAGGAUGUCAAACUUUUGCCUGCUCUCACUGUACUGGAUAUACAUGAUAAUCAGCUGACAUCUAUUCCUUCUGCUAUAGGAUUUUUGGAAAAUCUUCAGAAGCUGAAUGUCAGUCAUAACAAACUGAAAAAUAUUCCAGAAGAGCUGACACAGUUGAGACAACUGAAGACCCUGCUUCUUCAACACAAUGAGUUGAGUCACUUACCAGAUGGGUUUGGACAGCUUAUCAGUUUAGAAGAGUUAGACAUUUCCAACAACCAACUUGCAAGCAUUCCAUCCAGUUUUGCUUCCUUGACCAGUUUGCUGCAACUCAAUUUGGCCCAUAACCAACUGAGGAUCCUUCCUGCAGAAAUCAGCACAUUGAAAAGCUUAAAACAACUUGAUUGUACUAAAAACCACUUGGAAACCAUACCUUCUGAACUGGCCAAUAUGGCAUCUUUAGAACAGCUUUAUCUACGAAAAAAUAAAUUGCAGAACUUACCAGAAUUUCCAUCAUGCAAGUUACUGAAGGAGUUACUUGUUGGUGAAAAUCAGAUUGAAGUAUUAAAUGCAGAGCACCUUAAGCAUCUGAAUUCUCUCUGCGUAUUAGAGCUUAGAGAUAACAAGCUAAAAUCGCUGCCUGAUGAAAUUACUCUGCUGCAGGGAUUGGAGCGACUUGACUUAACCAACAAUGAUAUCAGUAGCUUGCCUUAUACUCUGGGGAACCUUCCUCAGUUGAAACUCUUGGCAGUGGAGGGAAAUCCUUUGAGAGCUAUUAGAAGAGACAUUUUACAGAAAGGCACCCAAGAACUCCUGAAGUAUCUGAGAAGCAAAAUCCAAGAUGACGUAAUUAGCCCAAAUGGGGAAUCUUCUGUGACAGCCAUGACUCUUCCAAGCGAGUCAAGGAUUAAUAUACAUGCCAUAACUGCAUUAAAAGUAUUACAAUAUAGUGAGAAGCAAGCAGCUGUGAUUCCUGAUGAAAUAUUUAAUGCAGUUGGAAGCAAUUCUGUCUCUACUGUAAACUUUAGCAAGAAUCAGCUCACUGAAAUUCCAAAAAGGAUCGUGGAGCUGAAAGAAUCAGCCUGUGAUGUCAAUCUUGGCUUCAAUAAACUCUCUUCGAUUUCCUUGGAGCUCUGUGUACUUCAUAAAUUGACACAUUUGGAUAUCAGAAAUAACUUUUUGACAUCUUUACCUGAGGAAAUGGAAGCACUGACAAGACUGCAAAUAAUAAAUCUUUGCUUUAAUAGGUUUAAAAUAUUUCCAAACAUUCUUUAUCGCAUCCCAACACUUGAAACUAUCCUGCUCAGUAACAAUUUGGUUGGAUCCAUAGACCCUCUGCAAAUAAGGAAAAUGGACAGACUUGGCACCUUAGAUCUUCAGAAUAAUGACCUUCUUCAAGUGCCACCAGAACUUGGAAACUGUAUAACUCUUAGGACACUUCUGCUAGAAGGAAAUCCAUUCCGCACUCCUCGAGCAGCCAUUUUGGCAAAAGGAACAGCCGCUGUUCUAGAAUACCUAAGAAGUCGAAUUCCCACUUGAUAAGAAUAUGCUUAUUCUUUUGUUAGGCUUAUGGAUCAAAGUACAAGCAAGAAUUUUUGCCAUCAGAAAGCCAAAGGCUGUACACCAUUCAAACUGAGUUCCUGCCAGUUUGUGAACUGUUGAUUAAGCUGGCUGUGAACUUUUAUAAUGCUGCAUUUACUUGGCAUGUUUGAAAAAGCAAAUGCCCAUCCAUGGAAUCUCAGAUAUUCUUCCAGAGUUGCACAGAUCAACAUUUCAAUUGAAAGUGCUAUUGUUGUUUGUAAUGCAGUGAUUUCAUUAGAUACUACCACUAAGAAUGAGAAUUUUUGUCUACAAUUCAAUGUUUUUAAAAACCUGAAUUAAUUUUAAGGAAUAAAAAUUGCAUAAAAUUUAAAAAGUAAACCUUCUGAUUUUCUUAGGUUUAUAUUGUACAUAGCUGUUGAACCACAAAUGCUUUACAGCAGGUGACCUUUAAUCAAAUAGGUAAGUGUUUCACACUGUUUACCAUUAUCAUUAUAGCGUUGCUAUGUAAUUCAAAGUUUCAGGCAUUCAACAGUAGGCAAAGAUACAGUAUGAACUGUACUACAAAAGGUAUGAAGAAUGUAUUUACAAUAAAAAAUGAUUGAAUUAUA